UUUCUAAAUAUAGAUGCUGAUUGCACCAUAUUCUUGCGGAUUGAGCGUGAUCGGUCAGAACAGGAACAAGACUGAGGGGAACAACAGAGAACAGAAGGAAACGACCGUAGAGACAAGCCGGCAAGCGCCGUGGCUAAACCCGAGUCCCAAACACAAGUACUGGAAGAAGACAUAGAGUUACUGGACCUAUUCACGAUUGAGGGACGAGACAACGAAGUGUUUCAAAGCUACAAUAACACACUGUCUAUAGCCACGGCUGCUAGGAUUGAGUCGGCAGAAGGUGACGAGUCGGUGUUGUUGGCAAUGGACGGGCAGGAUAUGGGGUUCUACGACGGACUGACUGGGGAAAUCCCCAGGUCAUUGGACGAUCUUGUCGAUUUGCUGGAUAUCAAGGAGACUUCUGGAACAGCAGGGUCCCAUGAUAUCCAGCAUUUCCCCACGUUUGCCUCGGAAGACCUGUGGCCUAUUUGACACAGGUUUUGCUGGCGACGCUCUUGACGUCGCCAGCUUGGACCUUUGUGUCCCAGCUGACAUUGACCAGUCGCUCUUCACCUUUGGGGGCGUCGGCUCCGGUGACCUCUCUCACCUCUCAGAGGGCACCUCAGGACUGUCGGCAACUGUCGUUGACUCUGAUGCAACGCUGAAAGCUGACAUCCCCACAGCCCCCGGGCUGAUGGACUGGAGCUAUGAUGACGUGAUGGACCCUCUAGGUGGGCUGGGCGACCCUCUGGCCGAUGACAGCUUGGACGCAUUUGUCAAUUUGGAUUCGUUUUUCAUGGAGAAUUCAUUCCUUGACAAUGGAAGCCUGACGGCAAAUGAGCCUGCGGAGGUGAAGCCGGUGAUUGCCUUCUCUGUGGAGGAGACGGCUGCUGUGAGCAAACAGGCGACUCCGGUUAAGCCAGCACAGACAGCUGGCAAGUCGCCUGCUACCAAGACAUCCCGCAAGCGCAAAGCACAGACGUCGGUGGCAGCCGUGGAGACCACCUUGUUCAAAAUCCCCGGAACUGUCGGGCAGGCCACGAUGCCGAUAACAGCAGCUGAUCCUCAGGUGGACCACGACUACAUCGUCAAGAGUCAACAGAUGUCUUCUUCAUGCGAGACAGUGGAGGAGAAAAGUUACAGCAACAAAAGAAAUGGCACAACGAAGCGCAAGAGGAUUUCUUCCUCAGCUUCUGAUGCCUCAGAGGUUAGCACAGCCAGCACAGUAUUUGACGAUUUUGUAGAUUCAGACACGCCGGUCGAUAAACAGGCAGUGCGACGCAUGAAGAACAACGUAGCCUCUAAGAGAUCCAGGGAGCAGCGCAAGCAAAAGUUUGCUGACAUGGAUCUCGAAGCAGAGCAGUUGAUCACAGAAAAUGAUCGUCUCCGCAAUAAAAUUAUUGAAUUAGAAAAACUAGCUAAAGAAAUGAAAGCACAACUUGUCGCAAAAAUGGCAGGUACAGCCUAAAGAGGCUUACUUUUUUUAUAACAAGGUGCAUUUUAAAUGUAUUCAAAUGACGUAGUCUUACGACUCCAAAUAUGAUCAAUGUGAAGCUCUGUUGUGCCAUUUCACUUUGACCUACACAAAGAGUGUAUUGCUGUAACUGCGAUGAAGGACUUUGUUUGGGCGUACUGUAACUUGUUGGCACUUGUCUGACUGUGCUCGAUCUAACAGUCUCACAACUGAGAGAACCCAUGGGUCAGACUGGUGUUAGACAAGUGAGGGUACCAACUUUUUUUUUACACACCCAUUUCUGCAUUUCCAAGAAUUUGAUGAGUUUAUAUCUUAAUGCCAUAGCUGUGAUGGAGAGCAGCUGUAAGGACAGUGGCUGUAAUGAUGUGUCACUGUUCAGAUGUAAAAAUUUAUUUGUGUAUAAUAUUGUAUAGAGAACAUUUACCUAGUUGUCAACUUGUUUGUUUUGAAAUCUCGAUUUGAACUGAUGAUGGUAAUGUACCUUCCUAUGUGGCAUACAAAGACGCAAUCUCGCCUAUUUGUUCAAGAGAUUCUCAGCAUGCCGGGAAGUGAGUGAUGCUGAGAAACAGCAUCGCAUCAUGUUGUUUUAGCUUGUGUGCUUUGUCUUCUGUCUAACUGGACUUGGGCUUUCACAUUUCUUACAGUGGGGGGGGUAAAAUUCUGUAACUUUAAGUAAAUUAUAUCUCUAUAGAGAUGCAUUUUUUAAAUUUUAGCUGCUUUGACUUCUGAAAAAAAAAAUGCACUUGUAACUUAUGUAUUGGCUCACUGUCCUGUUAAGCUCUGCCUCUUUUGAUAAAAGUCAUGUUUUUUUCUACAUUGUAUCAUACAUUUUUAUACAUCAUGUGAUGAACAUAUUGCUGUCAGACUUUCAAUUCAUUUUUCCUAAAGAUCAUUCACGUCCUGUAUUUUUGUACUACCAGGUAACUGAUUUGCAAGAACUGUAUCUCCAUCACUUCUAUGGGGUUAUUUUAUGCUCCAGAACUUGGUAACCAUCAAAUGUCAAUUUUUAUUGCGAUCGAAAAAAUUGAUGAAUUGUUAUAACGUGGACCAAACAGAACUAUUUUAGAACAGAUCUAAUAGUGAAAGCCUUUGCCAGUACUGAGCUCCGGUAUAAUACAUAUUGCUUGUGCAGAAAGCUCCUAUGAUUUUAGAGGAUUCUUCAAAAGUGUGCACUUUUACUUUUAGUUUCUAUACUAUUAAAAUUGAUAAGAUCAGCAACCUUGUUGGUUAUGGGAACUUAGCUGACAUUAGAUAGAAGGAAUGGGAGAGAGUCGAGAGUGCACACAGCUAAAACUAUAAAAUGUUUAUACAGUCCACUUGUUUUCCUUUUCUUUUUGAGCUGAAAUGUUUUGGGUUUUUUAAAAUUUAAGCAAAGGAGACCCAUUUUCCACCACGGGUUUAUCCAUCUCCCAGACUUUUUUUUCCCUCAAUGAUCUCUCACUACUCUCAGUAGUCACAGGCUUAACUUAAAGUAAAGAGCACCAAAAAAUGGUGAUGGUUCAAUUUCAAGCUUAGUGAGGUUUCUAGUGAAGUGAUUAGUCACUUCACUUUUAUGGUCGAGUAUCUCGGUCUUUUUGCUGUGAUUGGACUGGUGUAUCCCUCUCAGCAUUGUGUCGAUAGAGGCAUUUAAAAAACUUACUUUUUUUUUCUUUUUAAAAAGUCACCUCACCUUGCUCACAUAGGAGUUCAAUUCUCAAGUGAGGAAGUUGUUUUCUGCUGAGAUGUAAUGUCCCACACACCUUGGGCUUAGGUUGGCCCUAUCAGGCAGGGCCGGAACAGCCUACCUCUUAAAAACAAUCUUAAGUCUAGAUUGUGUUAUGCCAGUUUAGGGGGGGGGGGGGGGGGGGGGUAAAUGCUGCUUCUUUUUUUUGUGUAUCCUUUGUACUAGUUUAAAAUGAGUAAUAUUAGGGCAACUUAUUCAAACACUUUUUACUCUUUAGACCUUUUUUUAAUAAAUUCACACCCUCAGACCAAAUUUUAAAAAUAAAAAUCAGACUUUGUUGUUUAUCUGACUGUUGAAAUAAUUCGAAUAUUGUUUUUCUACCCUGUUCUUCUUGUUUUAUAAUUUAUAGUGUAGAUCUAACUCUAAUGGGAUGAGAUUGGGGCUGUUGAUAUCCCAUGGGAAAUAAGACAAAAAAAUAAAGUUUUGGUCUGAAAACUGAGUAAUCAGUGUCAACAAACAACAACCACGAAAAAAAGUUGAAUAAACUUGAUAGAAAACCUUA
This is a messenger RNA of Aplysia californica (California sea hare), 3678 nucleotides long. RefSeq lists its product as uncharacterized. The transcript has 4 exons. The record is from RefSeq and is a predicted model, not a curated record. The coding region runs from base 419 to 1447 and encodes 342 amino acids. Gene Ontology annotation, molecular function: DNA-binding transcription factor activity; DNA binding. Gene Ontology annotation, biological process: regulation of transcription by RNA polymerase II. Lineage: Eukaryota; Metazoa; Mollusca; Gastropoda; Aplysiida; Aplysiidae.